UCUACCUGGACACAGUGAGGAUGAUGGCUGGCUACCUGAUCAGCCUAACAUGGGUGUUUCUGCUGGCUCUCUGCUGCACGCCUACACCUGCUCAUUCUGAAAACGUUGGGAGGUUCAGGAGCAGUAAGACUCCGGCUCCUCAGCCUCAGUAUGCACCAGUAUUUGGUGGUGGUGGGGGCUUUGCUGCUGGAGGUGUUGGUGCGACGAGACCCAACUCGGGAGCGAUAGUACACAACCCCUACAGUAAUUACCGACCACCAGUGGUGUUUGGCCCUAGACCUAGACCACGGCCCACCUGGUACUACAACCAGUACAACCAACACCAGAACCAGCCUUAUUGGUACUAUAGUGGAUAGAUCUAAUACCAAGGCCCCAUGGUUACUACCAGUAGGGCUACUAGUACCACCGAUAGUUCAACUAGUAUUGAGAGCUACACCACACCUCCCAGCAGAGUGAAAUAAGUAUAACAUAAUGUUGAAACGGCACAAGGAUGAGUCCUGUUGUGUUUAUCUUAACCUUAUGAGGGUCGACUUGAACAAAUCAUUUAAAAGAAUGGCCUAACUUAAUCUUCUAUGGUCCAGUUUAUAAAAUUUCUAAUAGUGAGGCUUAGCUUUAAUAUUAAGAAAUAAUCUAAGCUAACCAUCCCGCGUGGUUUUCUAGUUAUACAUUUUAAAAAGGUCCACCAUCCAGCAGAGUUAUCUCUCAUCAUCCUCUCACAGCUGCAUGCUUUUAGUCGUCACGGAGAAUAAUUGUUAAGUUUUGUCUUAAGUCUUUUGAUAAAGUUUAGCGUUUGUUAUAGAGUCUGUCUGCACACCUUAAUUCUUUUAUUAGGUAAAUACUUGUUUCUUAAUGUUUAUGUUAAUGCAAUUGUA
Molecule: messenger RNA, 872 nt
Organism: Homarus americanus (American lobster)
Lineage: Eukaryota; Metazoa; Arthropoda; Malacostraca; Decapoda; Nephropidae
Exons: 3
Coding region: 21-356 (111 amino acids)
Source: RefSeq, a predicted model, not a curated record